AUGAAGGUUUUAUCAAAACUUCACUUUCUAUCCUUAGCUGCUGCAGCUAUUGCUGGCUCUGUUAACAGCAAUUUAGACUUUCAUUUUACUAAUAAAACUUAUCCAAUUUCAAAUUCUUCUGCUCCAAUACACGAUGAAGAUUGUGAUUUACCAGUAGAAAUCACCAAAACAGAGACAGAAACAACUACUGCUAUUGAAACCAAAACAACUACCGAUAUUGAAACAACUGUUCAAACAACCACUGCCUAUGAAACUGUUACCCAAACUCUAUUUUCUUCAAUUUAUGAGCAUCCUUUAAUUCCUGAUGAUGACGGCGAUGAACAAGAUUCUGAUGAACCAAUUCAUUCAAUGCCCCCUCCUCCACCUGCUCAAUCCCUAGCUCCCGUUGUUCAUUGGAACGUAGACUUAUAUGAUAAAAACAAUCUUCAUCCAGUUGAUUAUGGAUUUUUGUAUUAUUCUUCUAAAAGCACCAACUCUCCAAAUGCUAACCAUACGUUCGGUACUCUUAAUUAUACUUAUAAUUAUCCAAGUGUUAACUUAGAUCACUCUGGCUUUUGCUCUGUAUCCUAUUCUGGAGAUUCAACUGACGGUUCACUAUCCGUUGAUUUUAAUGAUGAUUCUGCUUAUAAAAAAGCUGUUAAUGAGUGGAAUUGUAACAAAGGUUUGAUUUUUGUUACUUACUUAGAAGGCUGUGGCUCUUAUGAUUCUCAAGAUACCUGUUUUUUCAACUCCUCAUCAAUUAAGUUUGAUGAUGACAACCAAAUAGUUACAAUUGGUGGUAAACCCUGUGAUGUUAAAGACUUGGCUUCUUCUGUUGAUUUUGCUUGGGGUGAAUAUACUAUUGAUGAUGAUUCUCAGGGAGCCAGUGGUUUUGGCAAAGAGGAUAGUAGCAGUGAUGCUUUUGCUGCUGCAACCACUGCUUCGGGCUAUUUCGCACCCACUGCUGCUACUAGUUUAUCUGCAAGCACAGCUUCAUCAUCUGACACCUGUGGAACCUAUGAUCCAGUCUAUGGCUUUUUGAUGGGUACUCUUGGUAAUGAGUUUGAUGCUGGUAUUGAUGAUUGUCUUGGUUAUGAGACCAUUGAAGACACAGAGUAUUACAGCUACUUAGAUGAUCUUGGUGUCGACGAUUUGGAUGCUGAUUAUGAGUAUAAAGAAGAAUUAGAUUCAGAAGUUAUUAAUGACGAUGAUUAUUUGGAUUAUUAUGAUGAAGAUGAAGAAACUUUAUUGAAAAAGAGAUCGCAUUUGGGCAAGAGAGGUCUUUUUACCAAAGUCAAAACCAAAAUAAAAAAAGCUUUAGCUAAUGGAAAACAACUCGCUAAACAAGUUGUUUCAGAUCUUAAAAAUAUUAAAACCAUCAUUGUUAAUAAAGUUGCAAAGGCUACUAGUAUCUCAGGUACAUUAUUUGAUAAGCAAAUGACCAUUCAAGUUCCAGCUAAACAAAAGGUUGUCGAAUCUCCAUGGGGUAAUGCAGUUUUACUUAAAUCAAUCAAACCAAAGAAAAACAAAAAGGGAGAAGACAAUGCUAUCAGUGCUGAAUUAAAAUUUUUCUGUGUUGACUGUGGUGCCAAAGGUAGCGCCAGUAUUAAAGGUUCAGGUACUUUCUCGUUUGCUUUAAUCAAAUUUACCGCCGGUACAGUUGCUGCUGACAUGAAUCUAGCAGUUGGGUUGCAACUAGGCAUUGAAGCCAAAAUCGAGUAUGAGAAUUCUUUUGAAGUUUCAUUUGCCAAAAUUGGAUUACCAGGAUUAUCUUAUGGUGUGUUGACUCUUGGACCAAUGAUAACAGUUGGUGCUGAAGUUACAUUUAGUGCUGCUGCCACUGGCACAGUUUUAGGUGGUGGUAAAUUUGUUAUUUCAAACGCAAAGGCUGUUGUUGAUUUGGUCGACUCUUCAAAAUCAUAUGCCUCAGGGUGGACACCAAACUUUGUUCCUGUAUUUAAUGCUACAGGAGAAAUUGAAUUGAAAGUUGGUGCUGGUCUUCCAGUAGGAUUAGCCUUUGGUAUUUCAGUUGGUAGUUAUUCGUUGGAUGUUGCUUUGGUUGACAAACCAUCAGUUGAAUUCAGUGCUAAAGUGUCUGGUGAAAUCAAUCUAGAAGGCGCUAAUAUGACUUCUUCCGAUUCAUGUACUGGUAUUGCUACUGCUAUUAAUUUUAAGAAUGAAGUUUAUGCUAAGUUUGGAAAAGCCAAACAAUAUCAAUUGGUUACUCCAUUUGAAAAAACUCUUAAGGAAGGAUGUCUUUUUGGCAAAAAAGAAGCCACCUCUUCAUCCAGCUCUAUUUCAGCUGCUGCUACUCCUGUUAAAAAGAGAUCAUUGAAAAGACGUGAUGACAAUUCAACUUAUGAUGAUACCACCGAAAUCUAUAAUGCUGAUGCCAAAAACGUUACUGAUUGGGAUUUACCAGUUGCUUCGAAUGACGGUUAUAAUGUUACCACAGGCUAUGAAUAUAUCACUUUGUUGGAUUAUUUUUUGAAUUAUCAAGUGGUGAGUUGUGCAAAUGGUAACUUGUACUUGCAAAACAACACCAAUUACAAGGAGAGUAAUCAAGAGGAUUGUUCUUCAUUGUGGGGAGUUACAGAUGAUAGUGUUGCUGUUGAUGGAUUUUCUCGUAUAUUGCAUUAUUAUAAUGACACGAUGAAUAAAGCUGGUAUUUCAAGAUUAAGAGCUAGUGACCAAGACAAUAUUCCAAACGGAUCAGUAUAUGUUUCACUUACACCAUAUGAUGAUGAAGAUGAUGAGACCAACGACAUUUAUUAUGCUAUUGAUGAUAGUGACAAUGUUUAUUUCCCAGUAGCAUGCUCAUUUACCAACACAUCUUUGCCAGCUAAGCUUUUCUUGGUAGCAAAUGAGACAGAAGGAGUUGAAUUGUUGGAGAGCAACAAGUUCAUUUAUACUAUCACUGGUGGUGAAAUUGAUACAUGUGUUUUCUUACCAGUUGUUAGAGACCCUGAGGAAUCUGGCGAUGAAUGGUACGACACCUUCGAUGAAUAUUUCGAUUACGAAGAUGAAGUUUACUCGGAGUAA
This is a messenger RNA of Ascoidea rubescens DSM 1968, 3021 nucleotides long. RefSeq lists its product as uncharacterized. The transcript has a single exon. The coding region runs from base 1 to 3021 and encodes 1006 amino acids. Lineage: Eukaryota; Fungi; Ascomycota; Saccharomycetes; Ascoideales; Ascoideaceae. The record is from RefSeq and is a predicted model, not a curated record.